AUGUCAAUUAGAAGUAAACCAAAACCAGUAAUGGAAACAAGAGUAAGAAAUAAAAUGGGCAAUGUCAUUGCUCAAAGAAAGGAGGAAUAUAAUUUUGUUGAUGGAAACGAUAAAGUUAUUCAAAGUACUAUUUAUAGAUUGUAUUUGAUUUCGAAUGGAAAGAGUGUACAUGCAUCGACACAUUCGAUCUACAAUUCCAAUUCCAACUCCACACCCACUUCACCACAGACUUUGACAUCGAAUCAACUAUCGAACGCAUAUAGCAAUGUACCAACAUCACCAAAUUCAUCUUCCUUAAUUUUAUCUUUUAAUCAAUCAACAUCUUCAUCUUCAUCUUCAUCUUCACAACCUUUAGUUUCAUCUUCAACUAAAAUAUCAACUUCAACAUCCACCUCAAAUUCGUCAUUAAAUGCCGAAGUACAAACAACACAACCACAACCACUGCCACCACCACAACCACAACCACAGUUACAAAAUCCACCAAAACCAUCAAGACCAACCACAGCACCACCCAGUCUUAAAGUUUUGAUGGAAUCACUUUCAAACAAUGCAUCUACCAACAACUUGUAUGCAACAUCGAAAUCCAAUCUUGACGUCACAUCUCAACAACAACAAUCACAUAUUAACAAUGAUUUUAUUGAAGCUACUCAACAAGCUCUAGAAUCAUUAGAAUCUUUAAUUGCUCAAUCAAAACAACAACAACAACAACAAGAGGAAGAAGUAGUACAAUACCAACAAGAGCAACAACAAGUUGAGGAAGAAUAUCAAUAUGUUGAGCAACAAGAAUAUCCAGAUAAUAAUGUAAAUGUAGAACAAAACCAAACUGAAGUAGAACAAAUAGAUCAAUCUCUAGAGCAACCGAUUCAAUAUCAACACACUGAACACUAUGCAGCUGAAGAGGAAGUUCAAGAGUAUAUACAAGAGCAAGCAGAGGAAUAUAUUGAAGAGGUAACAACUGGUGAGCAACUAGUCGAAACCACUGUGGAGGAAGGUGGUCUACUUAAUAGCUCGGUAGAGGAAGGUAAUGCUGAUAGUAGUAGUAGCGAUCACGAUAACAAUGUAAAUAUAGAAAUACAAAACGAACAACAACAAUCAUCAUCAUCAUUCAAGAAACCAGAGUUACCUUCAAAAGAUUCAGAUCUUUCAAAGUCAAAUGGUGAACUACCACUCGAUCCAGAGGCACGUUGGAAACGUCGUCUUCUCAAUGGUCGUCCAGUGUCUGGCAGUGGAUUCAAUAUCGGUCGUGCCAGAAAUAGCUUUAUCGAUCCAACGACCACCACUUCCGCUCAGAACAUGUUGUCAUCUCAAUCGCAACAAGCAGUGAGCGGUGCCAGCUCUGCACCGACAACACCGACCAAAGUCAUAUCGAGACAAGAUUCAAACUCGAGUGUCGAUUCACAAGCUUCGAACUCCUCCGGUAUCAACGCAUCAUGGUCAAUGGCAAAGAUCGAAAUAAACGAAGCCGACAAACCACGAAAGAAACCACUACUCAUCAUCAACAAGCUCAACCCAGCGGAUCUCGAACGUUUCAACAACCCAGAGUUACUCCCAACUAUCAUCAAGUGUCAAUCUUUUAUUAGAAGAUAUCAAUCAAUGAAAAUAUUAAAGAAAAGAAUUAAAGAUAAUAUACAUAGAAAUAGAUGUUUUAAAGAGAUAUUAUCUUCAGAAGAGAAUUAUGUAACUGCAAUAGAGAUGAUCGUAAAAGUAUUCUAUCAACAGAUCGUGUUCAAUACCAAGGUAUCACCAACACCAUAUUUGACACAGGAUGCUAUCAAUACGAUCUUCUCUACGGUCAAUGAGAUCUACUCGUUCAAUACAGAGUUGCUGGCGCGUUUGAGAGAGCGUGCCAAAGACUGGUCUUCACACCAAAAGAUCGGUGAUAUCUUUGUUGUGAUGGCACCCUAUCUAAAGUUGUACAAGACCUACUGUCUCAACUACGACAACGCUAUCGAGUGUCUACAGAAAGCAAAGAAGAACGACAAGUUUCAUUUGUUUAUAAAGGCAUGUCUCGAUCAUCCCGAGAACCCAAUGAAACAAAGUCUAGAGAGUCUGUUGAUUACCGUUGUUCAGAGAAUUCCUCGGUAUAUCCUACUGAUACAAGACAUGUCUUCACACACCUGGAAGGAUCACGUCGAUUACGAUUCUCUAAAGACGGCACUCAAACACGUGCAAACCGUUGCCAGCGAUGUAAACAUUGCCAUCAAGAUGGCCGAGUCACAAUCAAAGGUACUGGCAAUACAACGAUCCCUCAUCGGCUGGGAUGAAGCAUACGAUCUCGUCAAUCCCUCCCGUCAUUUCAUCAAACAAGGUAUCAUCUACCAGUGUCAUCUCGAUACCAGAUUCGCCAAGAACCUCCUAGAGAUGUUCUAUUUCGCAUUCAACGACUCCAUCCUAAUCGCCGAAAAGAAAGAUUCAACAAAGUAUCAAUUUAAAUAUUUCUUUGAACUUUCAAAAACAAGAGUUAAAGAUGUAGAUGAUAGUCAAGGUGAAACAACAGCAAUGGUUUCAUUCCAUACACCUCAGCUAAAGAAGAACAUGAUAGAAUACAUUGAAAAAGGAAAACAAGGUCAUAGAUCACAAUCAGAUAUAUCACAAUCAUCUUUUUCUUCAUUCUCUGAUUUACAACAAAAAACUGUUCUAUACAAUUAUAAUGUUCAAAUUAAAAAGACAGAGAGCAAGAAGAUUCAAGGAAAGAAACCUUUCACCGUUUACAUUAUCGAUAUCGUCAACGAAUCUACUGGCGAUCUAUUUUCAAUUUCAAAGAGAUACAGUGAUUUCGACUCGCUUCACAAGAAGCUGAAGCGAAAGUAUCCCGAUGCCGACAUCAGAGACCUCCCAAAGAAACACUUGAUCAACUCACUCGGUACCAACACCGUUGAAUCGAGACGUGUCAUGCUCGAAGUAUUCCUCCAGGAUCUCUUCCAGAAGGAGACCAUCAAGAACAGCAGUUAUCUUUUAAACUUUAUCAGUAAAGAGUCAAAUAACAACAACGGCAAAGAACUGAAAAAGAACCCAUCGGAACUGAACCUCGACGGUGCCGACCUCAUUACAAGACAAAAGAGUAAAGAAGAUCUACAACACAUGACAAAGAGCAAUUCCAACUCCAAAUUCAACGAUUUUAUUGAUUAUGAAAGUGCUGAUGAAGAAGAUCAACAACAGCAACAACAACAACAAAGUUGA
This is a messenger RNA of Heterostelium album PN500, 3180 nucleotides long. It is a transcript of the gene gxcAA, whose product is annotated as pleckstrin domain-containing protein. The record is from RefSeq and is a predicted model, not a curated record. The coding region runs from base 1 to 3180 and encodes 1059 amino acids. Gene Ontology annotation, molecular function: guanyl-nucleotide exchange factor activity; phosphatidylinositol binding. NCBI's taxonomy places the organism in Eukaryota, Evosea, Eumycetozoa, Acytosteliales, Acytosteliaceae. The transcript is spliced from 6 exons.